GUAGUGGGAGGAUGGGAGACCUGGUGGUAAACCUCCAAACUGGCUUGGUGGGAAGAUGGAGCUGAUAAUGAAGAGAAAGGACCCGUUGUGGGCAGAAUGCAUCCCAACUUGAACAAACACGGACCUGAACGCAGUCCCAGUCUGGAGGAAGUCCAAACCCCUGGAGUCUUGUCGCUACCUGGGCACCAUGAAGCUUGUAAGCCAAGCAGAAAGGGGCAAAAUCUACAAUUUGUAACCAACAGCUGUUGAAAUCCUCCCAUCAAGUCAGAAGGGAACUGGCCACUUCACAUAGAGGGGAUGCCUCUCAGAGCUACUCCUCGCAGUCAAGAGAUCCCUUGCCCAGCAUCUGAUAUCUACAGCAAGGUUUCCUGUAAUUUUGACUGAAGAAACUAUGCUUGUUUUCCUCUCCGUAUCAGCUGCAUUGCAUGGCUUCUGCAGUUAGUUUGGGAACGGUGUGUGGAAGAUGUUCCAAUUCCAAUCUGGGUUUAGGUUUCCUAAACUGAGCUGAUUGAAAACAAGCCUUAAAAGGUUGCACAAAGCAGGGGACAAGGUUCACUGCUCUACUGUACAAAGAAGUAAGGGCUUUGCUGUCAUCUGCUUUCUUCUGCCAAGAAUGAAGAUGUGUGUCUUCCUCCCAGAGUGGAGACAUGGGUGUCCCUCUCUCUAAGAGCAUCAAGAAUCCCUUUCCCCUGUGGAGGUGUGAGAGAAGCAGAGCAGAUCUUUGCAAUGAGUUAUCCUGGCUAUCCUCCAGCGGGUGGAUAUCCACCAGCAGCCCCAGGUAGCAGUCCUUGGGGCGGCGCUGCCUAUCCACCUUCAAAUCCACCUCCAAUCGGUCUAGAAAAUGUGACUGGCUAUGCCAGUCAGUUCAAUCCCAGCUACAUGGCUGGAAUGGCAUCUAACCUGGCGGGGACCUUUGGAGGGACAAAUGCACCGCAAGGCUUAUAUCCUUCAACACCUGGGGGUUAUCCUCCAGUCCCUCCCGGUGGCUUUGGGCAACCUCCCCCAGGACAGCAGCCCUCCUAUGGAGGAUAUCCUGCACCUGGAGGGAAUGCGCCAGCUUACCCGGGAUACCCAGGCGGCCCCGUGCCAGGCCAGCCCACGCCACCGCCUGGUCAGCAGCCGAUGGGCUUUUCAGGACAGCCACCAGCACCUUACCCAGGGCAGCAGCCCAUGCCAAAUUAUCCACCAGGCCCAGCUAUGAACCCAUCUGUGCCCUCUUACCCAGGAGCUACUGGGCCUGCCGUCUCUCCCAUAACACAUGGAUACCGAGGCACAAUCACCGAUGCACCAGGAUUUGACCCUCUGAAGGAUGCAGAAGUCUUAAGGAAGGCCAUGAAGGGAUUUGGAACCGAUGAGCAGGCGAUUAUCGAUUGCCUUGGAAGUCGUUCAAACAAGCAACGUCAGCAGAUCAUCCUGUCUUUCAAAACAGCUUAUGGAGAGGAUUUGAUCAAGGAUCUCAAGUCUGAACUAUCAGGUAACUUUGAGAGGACGAUCUUAGCAAUGAUGAAGACACCUGUCAUGUUUGAUGCUUAUGAAAUCAAGGAAGCUAUAAAGGGCGUUGGCACAGAUGAAAAUUGUCUCAUUGAAAUCUUAGCUUCUCGCAGCAAUCAGCAUAUUCAGGAACUCAACAGGGUCUAUAAAGCAGAAUUUAAGAAAACUCUGGAGGAAGCAAUAAAAAGUGACACAUCUGGACAUUUUCAGAGGCUUUUGAUUUCACUUUCUCAGGGAAACAGAGAUGAAAGUACAACUGUUGACAUGUCUCUUGUGCAAAAAGAUGUGCAGGAGCUAUAUGCAGCUGGAGAGAACCGUCUAGGAACUGAUGAAUCCAAAUUCAAUGCCAUUCUAUGCGCAAGAAGCCGGGCCCACCUCAGAGCAGUCUUCAGUGAGUACCAGAGGAUGUGUAACCGGGACAUCGAAAGCAGCAUCUGUCGUGAAAUGUCUGGAGACCUGGAAAAGGGCAUGCUGGCUGUAGUUAAGUGCCUCAAGAACACGCCGGCUUUUUUUGCAGAGAGAUUGCAGAAAGCUAUGAAGGGAGCGGGAACAAAAGACAGAACUCUGAUUCGAAUCAUGGUAUCACGCAGCGAGGUUGACCUGCUGGACAUACGUGCAGAGUACAAGCGGAUGUAUGGCAGAUCCCUCUACGCAGAUAUCACUGGUGAUACUUCAGGAGACUACAGGAAAAUCCUCCUCAAGUUGUGUGGUGGAAACGACUAAAUGGAACAUGAAGUUUUUCUUGGAAAAGCUGCUGUUUUCGUGUUUUUGCUUUAAAGCAUAUUUUUGUUUUUCUCCAAAAGUAAACAAGUAAUGACCUGUUUCUCCUAAAGCAAUUAAAGUUUUAAAGGUAACAUUGCAUAUAUCUUCCCUUCAGUUCAAAAUCAGUAGGUAAUACAUGCCAAAAAAAAAAAAAAUCAAGCUUAUGUGCUAUCUGCUCAGGAUUUUUUAUAGUACUCUCAGCAAUCCAUGAACAACAGGUCAUUAUUUCCUUUCUGCUCAUAUUAUGCUGAAAUAAUAUGUUUGUUUUAUGUAAGAAAAAUCACAGUUGUAUGAUUUAAGGUUUUGUUUUGUAUAAAAGUUACAUGUCAUUUUCAUGCAAAUUUUCUGUAUGUUGCAUGUGGAGUUGGUUUCAUGCCAGCCUGCUCCCCGAUACGUGGAGUGAACAGCCUUGAGUUUUCGUUCCUAGUUAAGACUGUUUUGACAAAGCUUUGUCAAGUUGUGUUUUCUUUCCUUGAUUGUUUUUAAGGAAGAUGUGUUCCACAUUUCACUCUCACUAGGGCAACUGUCACAAAGCAGCAGUAACGCUGACAGUAGUGAAGAUUCUGUAGUUAAUGUUUUAAGGUUUUGGAUUGUGCCUUAAAUUUAUCUAUGUAAGAAGAGAUUAUGAAAUUAAACCUGUUUAUCUUCUAA
Columba livia (rock pigeon) is the source of this 2904-nucleotide messenger RNA. It is a transcript of the gene ANXA11, whose product is annotated as annexin A11. The record is from RefSeq and is a predicted model, not a curated record. Gene Ontology annotation, biological process: cytokinetic process; phagocytosis. Gene Ontology annotation, cellular component: cytoplasm. The transcript has 20 exons. NCBI's taxonomy places the organism in Eukaryota, Metazoa, Chordata, Aves, Columbiformes, Columbidae. Gene Ontology annotation, molecular function: calcium ion binding; calcium-dependent phospholipid binding. Bases 727 to 2214 code for a protein of 495 amino acids.